AUGGAUUGCUGCAAGGUUGCAUUGCUGCAGCAUAUCGGUUGCAUGUCCACCUGCGUCGGGCCCUUGUCAUUUUGGGCGGAAAGCUGCAGCCUAGUUGCUUCACACACUUCGCCAGAACUAUUUGACGCUUUCGAAAGAACGACUUACCGGCGACUCGCUCUGCCCCGUGCCCUUUCACCCGCUCUUUCAACGCACAGCAACCUAAAAGAUGUCUGGAGAGGUGCACGGAGCCGUGGAAGCGAGAACAAAGGCUUACGCGAUGUUUGCCUGGUCCGCGAGAACAUUCUACAAGAGGUCAUGGCGGGGCGUGGGAUCAGGUCGGAGAUACUAUAG
Molecule: messenger RNA, 333 nt
Organism: Ustilago hordei
Lineage: Eukaryota; Fungi; Basidiomycota; Ustilaginomycetes; Ustilaginales; Ustilaginaceae
Exons: 1
Coding region: 1-333 (110 amino acids)
Source: RefSeq, a predicted model, not a curated record